This is a messenger RNA of Humulus lupulus (European hop), 672 nucleotides long. RefSeq names its product transcriptional activator ptaB-like. Lineage: Eukaryota; Viridiplantae; Streptophyta; Magnoliopsida; Rosales; Cannabaceae. The record is from RefSeq and is a predicted model, not a curated record. Bases 1 to 672 code for a protein of 223 amino acids. The transcript is spliced from 2 exons.
AUGGCGAAAACAACUAGGAAAACUGGGCAAACAUUUGGGACUGCGCCAACUCAACCUCAUCCACAAGGCGUGGCUGAAGAUGAGCCACAAGUAGAAUUGGAAGAUGAGAAGAUGGAUGCUGAAACUUUGACAACGAAUCUGAUUGUGCUGCAAGAAGAAUUAGCCAAUUCGUGGGCUAAUCAAGAGAAUCGGGAUGCCACCGCCGCCCUAGAGGCAGCCAUUCAGUUGGCCCGGGGACAGCAUGCGCCUACCUCCCAACCGGAUCAACCACCUAAUACUCACCCACAGCAAAAUCCACAAUUAGAUCAUCCCCAACAUCACCACAAUCCGCCACAACCAGCAAACCCUCUAAGGCUGGAGCAACCCCCUACUGCUCAACAGGAAAGGUCAUUCCAGGAUCCUGAGCAGCAGCCACCCUCUCGUGCUGGUCAAGAAAAUCCCCAGCAACAUAGGCAGUAUAGGGCUGGGCAGCGUCCUAGAAGUCCUAGACGCCGGACGGCAGAGGAACAAAACCCUCCGAGCAGAGGACAACGUCCUUCUGCGAGUAGAAGGCAGGUGGAAUCAGGCUCUGCGGUCAGGGGUCCCCCGCGACAUAAUAAUGUUCGGGGACCUACUGACCAACGCAGGCCUCCACCUACCUAUCGGGACAUUCCAGCAGGGAGAGGGAAAUAG